Messenger RNA from Lepus europaeus (European hare), 2163 nucleotides. RefSeq names its product glycoprotein Ib platelet subunit alpha (gene GP1BA). Gene Ontology annotation, molecular function: protein binding. The transcript has a single exon. Lineage: Eukaryota; Metazoa; Chordata; Mammalia; Lagomorpha; Leporidae. The record is from RefSeq and is a predicted model, not a curated record. Bases 1 to 2163 code for a protein of 720 amino acids.
AUGCUGCUCCUUCUCUUGCUGCUCCUGCUGCCCUGCCCCUCACACCCCCAGAACAACUGUGAGGUCUCCGAGGUGGCCAGCCAGGUGGAAGUGAACUGUGAUCAGCGGAAGCUGAAGGCGCUGCCCCCAGGCCUGCCAGCAAACAUGACCAUCCUCCGGCUGGGGGAGAACCCCCUGGUCACCUUCUCCAUGGACGCCCUGGUGUCCUUCUCUCGCCUCGUUCAGCUCCACCUGCAUCAAAGCGAGCUGACCAGCUUGCAGGUGAAGGGGACGCUGCCCCUGCUGGACCAGCUGAUUCUCUCCCACAAUAAGCUCAAAACGCUGCCCCCGCUGGGGCCUGCGCUGCCUGUUCUCACCACGCUGGACGUCUCUUACAACCAGCUGGACUCGCUGUCUGCCGGAGCCCUGGACGGCCUGGGCCAACUCCAGGAGCUCUGCUUGCAAGGCAAUAAGCUGAAAGCUCUGCCCCAAGGGCUCCUGGCGUCCACGCGCCAGCUGCAGAAGCUCAAUCUGGCUGAGAACCAGCUGAAGGACCUGCCCCCCGGGCUCCUGGACGGGCUGGAGAGUCUCAGCACCCUCUACCUUUACCGGAACUGGCUGCACACCAUACCCAACGGCUUCUUUGGGGACCUCCCUCUGCCUUAUGUUUUCCUCCACGACAACCCCUGGAUGUGUAACUGUGAAAUCCUUUAUUUGCGUCACUGGCUGGAGGAAAGUGGCAACGUCUACCUGUGGAAGGCGGGUGUGGGUGUCGAGGGCAUGACCCGCGACCUGAACAGCGUGCGCUGUGGCAAUCUGCACGACACACCGGUCUACGCCUACCCGGGCAAGGGCUGCACUCCUAUCACCGUCGCAGACGACUAUGAUGAUUUCUACCCAGAGGAAAAGAAAUCUGCGGGUGACACGCUUCCUGCCAUGAGAGUAGUGACCAAGUUCUCUACCGACACCACCGAAGCCCACACAGACCAGGGGGUCCUCCUCCACUCACAGUCUCCGGCUGCUAUGUGGGGGCAAAUGUCCGCCUUGCCGCCCACCCAAGCGUCCACCAAGAAACAGGUCACGUUCACAGUGAGGCGGAUCUUCCACUCCACCACAGCCCCAGGCACUGAAGAACCCACCCCAUUCUCCACAGUUCCAACAUCCAUGGCUGACCCCACCCGAGCCCUGACCAUCCCUAAGCCCACAUCAGCCCCAACCACCCCUGAGCCCACCACAGCUCCCAAAACCCCUGAGCCCACCUCAGCCCCGACCACCCCUGAGCCUACCACAGCCCCCAACACCCCUGAGCCCACCACAGCUCCCAAAACCCCUGAGCCCACCUCAGCCCCGACCACCCCUGAGCCCACCACAGCUCCCAAAACCCCUGAGCCUACCUCAGCCCCGACCACCCCUGAGCCCACCUUAGCCCCCAACACCCCUGAGCCCACUUCAGCCCCGACCACCCCUGAACCCACCACAGCUCCCAAAACCCCUGAGCCCACCUCAGCCCCCAACACCCCUGAGCCCACCUCACCCCCGACCACCCCUGAACCCACCACAGCUCCCAAAACCCCUGAGCCCACCUCAGCCUCGACCAGCCCAGGGCCCACCUCACCCCCAACCACCCCUGAGCCCACCUCAGCCUCGACCACCCCUGAGCCCACCACCUUGGAGCCCACCACAGUCCUGAUGGCCUCGCUCCCUACUGGCUUAGAAUUCUCAGCUUUCCCAGUGGUCCGUGAGGUGUCUGAAGGGAAUUUCGAAAGCUCCAGAAGUGACCCUUUUCUCAACUCUGACUUCUGCUGUCUCCUAUCCCUGGGCUUCUACAUCUUGGGUCUCCUCUGGCUCCUGCUUGCCUCUCUGGUCCUUAUCCUGCUGCUGACCUGGGUCUGGCACGGGAAACCACAGGCCCUGGACGCUGGCCAGGCUGCUGCUCCAGCCACAGCCACACAAGUCACUCAUCUGGAGCUGCAGAGGGGAAGGCAAGUGACCGUGCCCCGAGCUUGGCUGCUCUUCCUUCAAGGCUCACUCCCCACUUUCCGUUCCAGCCUCUUCCUGUGGAUACGGCCUAAUGGCCGCGUGGGGCCCUUGGUAGCAGGCCGACGGCCCUCAGCCCGGAGUCAGGGGCGUGGUGAGGACCUGCUGGGCACGGUGGGCAUCAGGUAUGCUGGCCACAGUCUCUGA